AUGAGUUCGGUUUCCGUCUUAACGACUUCGUCCUUACGGACGGCCGCACGGCCAUACAUUUACAUUAAUCUUGGAUCGCGAAGCUAUUCGGGAUUAACAGUCGCCAAACUCACCAACUCGCACAUGUUUACUAUCCACACACAAAACCCACCAUUGACCUACACGCCCAAGCGUGCCAUUUCGUCUACAGCGAAGAACCAGAUCAAAGAAUUCUUUCCACCCCCACAAACCCCUGGCGUGAAGGAAGUUGAAACGGCAUGGAUGCACCCUGUGUAUUCGGAAGCCCAAAUGAAAAACAUCAAGAUUGCACACCGCGAGGCCACAGACUGGGCAGACUGGGUGGCCCUGGGCACAGUCCGUGUCUUUCGAUGGGGCAUGAACGUUGUGACCGGGUACAAGCACCCAAAACAUGGGGAGGAACCAGCUGCCAGAUAUAAGAUGACGGAGAAGAAAUGGAUGCAACGGUUCAUCUUCUUGGAGACGGUCGCCGGUGUUCCUGGUAUGGUCGGGGGUAUGCUCCGCCACUUACGCAGCCUCCGACGCAUGAAGAGAGAUAAUGGAUGGAUCGAGACUCUCCUAGAGGAAGCCUAUAACGAACGAAUGCAUCUUCUGACAUUCCUCAAGAUUGCCGAGCCCGGAUGGUUCAUGCGCCUAAUGGUUCUCGGCGCACAGGGUGUCUUUUUCAACGGUUUCUUCGUAUCCUACCUCAUCUCCCCUCGCAUCUGCCACCGGUUUGUGGGAUAUUUGGAAGAAGAGGCAGUCAUCACAUACACCCGUGCUAUUGAGGAGCUGGAGGCCGGAAAACUGCCAGAGUGGGAAACCCUUGAGGCACCUCAAAUCGCGGUGCAAUACUGGCAGAUGCCGGAGGGUCAGCGUACCAUGAAGAACCUGUUGAUGUACAUUCGAGCCGAUGAGGCCAAGCACCGAGAGGUCAAUCACACGCUCGGUAACUUGCAACAAGCGAUUGACCCCAAUCCCUAUCAGAGCAAGUACCGAGACCCGACCCGGGAGCAUCCGACCAAAGGGAUUGAGAAUCUCAGGGGGACCGGUUGGGAACGAAAAGAAGUCUUUUGA
Messenger RNA from Penicillium verhagenii, 1074 nucleotides. RefSeq names its product alternative oxidase. Gene Ontology annotation, cellular component: mitochondrion. Gene Ontology annotation, biological process: alternative respiration. Lineage: Eukaryota; Fungi; Ascomycota; Eurotiomycetes; Eurotiales; Aspergillaceae. The record is from RefSeq and is a predicted model, not a curated record. The coding region runs from base 1 to 1074 and encodes 357 amino acids. The transcript is spliced from 3 exons. Gene Ontology annotation, molecular function: alternative oxidase activity.